AUGCCCGUUCGCCCGCAACUCGAAGGCUCAACCUUUGACGCCGACCUUCGCGAUCGCCACCUCAUCUACGACUACGCCGCCCACGACAGCAAUGGCAACCCGGAGAAAUGGCGCUACGAGUUUUGGUUUUUCAACGAAGAUCGCGUGGUGUACGCCAUCCACGGCGGGCCGAUGGCGGGUCGUAAGAACUUUCAGGCUGCGACUUAUCAGUGUAUCCGCCCCGGCGAACUAUGGCAGGUGAAUUGGCUGGAGGAAACCGGGACUAUCUGCUCCCUCGUCUUCGAUAUCCCCCAGAAGCGGAUAACUACCUUGUUGGGCUUCUCGAAGGGACAUUGGACCCAGAAUGAGGCUGCACAUGGCGACAAGCGCAACCCGGCGGAUUUCGCACGCUGGCGGGAAUUGGCCAAGAUCGGGUCCUCGCAAGCAGAUCGGGUGAUGUUGAGCGAGCAGGCCGAAGUUCUGGAGGAUUUUCGUGGCGCGGGAGACUUGGAGCCGAUUGACGUGUCGUGGCCCACUCUGUGA
Molecule: messenger RNA, 522 nt
Organism: Aspergillus homomorphus CBS 101889
Lineage: Eukaryota; Fungi; Ascomycota; Eurotiomycetes; Eurotiales; Aspergillaceae
Product: phenol acid carboxylase
Exons: 1
Coding region: 1-522 (173 amino acids)
Molecular function (GO): carboxy-lyase activity
Source: RefSeq, a predicted model, not a curated record